Molecule: messenger RNA, 2487 nt
Organism: Lachancea mirantina
Lineage: Eukaryota; Fungi; Ascomycota; Saccharomycetes; Saccharomycetales; Saccharomycetaceae
Source: the annotation of a GenBank genome assembly
AUGCCGGAAACCGCAUUCUUGACCCCUACUAAGUAUGGUGACCACUUAACGCCUUGCUUAAGAUCGGCAGAGCGAAGAGGUCCCACCUACAAUCAUCGUCACAGCAAUUCCCAGGUAAGGUUCUCCUUGCCCAAUGUCGAGGACGAGGACCCUACGAGGGACCUGGAGGAAGAACAACUGCACACGCCCAUAAAGCAAGCUUCCAAGAUAGUCUUUCCAAGAGAAGACGACGGAACUUUAGAGAACGAUAAGGCCAAGCAUUUUGUUGACCUUCCGCACAGAGUGAUGAUCGAUGUUCCAAACGAUAUAUGGGAAUUCCACAGCAAAGGGCGUAGUCGUGAGAUGCUAGCGGGCGAAGAACCACUCGAGCUGAAAAGGCCCAGUGCACGUCGCUCACAUCAACGAACUCAAUCUUUCCAAUCCAUCAUUGCUGAUACCAUACACGCUUAUAAGGACUCUAAUCGAACCGUGAACGCUACACAUAUGUCGCCAGUAAGACUCCCGCCCGAUACCUCGAAGUCCGGAACACUGUUUCUGCGCUCCGAUUCUCCUCUCAACAAAUAUAAAGUGGCAGUGCCUUUGGAAAUUUCGGUGCCGCCAUACUUAUCCCCCGACAAUCGUCACAAGAGGCGAAAUAGCGUGAUAUAUGACGGCGACGGCUACAGCGCCUAUUUGUCCGAAGAUGAGGGCGAUACAGAAGGGAGUAAUGGCAAUGAAUCUUGCAGUCGAGACAGCAGCGGUGUUGUUGAAGACAUCAGUGACAUUUCCAUCCCGUCUGCAUCACAUUCCAUAGUUUUUGAAGCCGGUCAAGAUGUUGAUACUUUUCUAGGUAUCGAUAAAGACGCCAACGUCAAUUUGAAGUCGCAAGUACGCAAUUUAAUGUCACCUAAUCGCAUCGGAAUGUCAUCUUCCUCACACCCAGGGCAGCAUACGCCUCAAGCCAAAUCAAGGCAGUCUUCGGCAAGCAAAACCAAUCCUGAUCAAAACGAUUCUCUCAAGAUAUUAGCAACACCCUCCAAAACUAUUGAAAUUCCAGACCUGCAUCAAAUGGUCAAGUCUCCUGGCAUGUUGCGAUCACCAAAUCACGCUUUCUUCGAUGAUUUAGGACCCGAGUUAUCUUACGAAAUGGAGGACACAUACGGCGGCACGCGAGGUGUUCUAAACCAGAGCUUUGAAUUCCCCGUCAUCAAAGAUUCGAAGGUCGCAAAACCUGGUGGUUUGACGAUUUACCCAGAAGGUAACUCUGAAGAUUUUAUAAAGAUACCAACCGCGACUGACAGCAUCGACUUUGAGAAAAGACAAAGUCAUCUAAUGAACCUUGCCUCCCAGACUGGCAAUGCAAGAAAGAGGCAUUCACACGCGAGAAGUCGCAGUAUCCGCAGCAUGCAAGAUCUCGAUUCUAUUGAACCAUCCCGUCCCCUUGAAAUUCCAGAAAGGUCUCCAUUGAGGCCGUCCAGCAUCUCGAGCCACGAGAGAAGUAGUUCCGCGACUAAUCUUUCAAAACUAUUUCUGGAUGGAAAUGAGGCUGUAGGUAGCACCCCAGCCGUGGGCCGUCAUCAGAGCAUUGCCAAAACUCUUCCCGAAGCUCGAUCGGAGCUAGACUCUCUAAGGCACGAGGUGGAGUACACCCAGAAUAAAAGUCCGGGCCACAGUGUAACGCCUAGCGUAGAUUCUGCCCAGCAUUUCUUCGAAAACGACUAUGAAAGUCGUUCAUUCUCCUCCAGCUCCUAUAAUGAGUUAACCGAUGAUGCCCAAGGGCUUGAAACGGGCGAACCAACAUCUGCCGAUGAUAGCAUCCAAAUCAUCAAAGAAGUUCAUUACAAUAGUACCGCCCCCCUUUCAACUUACAACUCUUUCAAGAUACCUUUAGAUGCCUCACAUUUCAAGAAGCAUGAGGAGCCAACAUCUAUGAACGAGAAACAUGGUAACGUUUCUCUUCCCAGUCGACAACUUUCGAACAAUUUCAGCAAUUCGUCUUAUGAGACGGAAAGCUCGCAACGGUCUCAUCAAACUUCUUUAACGUCGUACUCGGCGGCUAAUGACAAUGAAGUUGUUCGUGCCCCUACCAAGGCUUCAAAUAACAACCCUGUCGUGGCAUGGAAUCAAUCGUACAAUUCACCAUUUUUCACAGCACAAAACAGGAACACUAGUGCAUAUCAGCAUUUGCCUCUCAUCGGGAAACCCAGGCCCGCCGCCGCGAAUUUGGAUGACUGUCAAAUUUCAAGAGAGAAGAUUGGUGGUAGAUUUGUCGACGUUGUUAUAUUAGAUGAGCAAGAGACACCUAAGAAACCCAGUCAUCGGCCCAGAUCUUUCCACGAGGGAGCUCGAGAAAACUGUUUCGAAGUCAUGCAGAUGUGCGAUCAAACAGCUGACAGAGCAAAGGACGUCAUAUUGAGCCUAGUGGAGAAAAAAGUAGCGGCAACACGAUCAAUGGAAAAAUCGCCUAAUCGCCCUCUCCCCCCCUCCCUUUUAUUCCGUCACAGAUGA